AUGACAAUAAUUGUAAAAAGUAUAUCAGAAGAGUAUGGAGACACUGGACCAAACCGUCAUAAUGAUUUUAAAGGCAUUAUUGAUGAUACAGGAUUUGGUGGUAGUGGCAAUAUAAAACAAAUUGAUAUUAAAGGAAUAGCAGAAAUUAAAAUUGGAGAGUAUAUAGAUUCUAUCCAAUUUUCCUAUAGUGUAAUGACAAAUGACGGAAUAUCACAUGUUCAUCAAGGCGUUAAGUGGGGCUUAGGUUUAGGAGGUGUUCCAAAGGAACCAGUUGAUUUUACUGCUAAUGAACAAAUAACAAAGAUAAGUGGCAGACUUAUCCCAACCGGCGAAAAGAAAGUUAUAAGAUCCUUGUCAUUCCAAACAUCACAAAGAACACUCAAUUACGGUCUAAAUGUAGUAGGAGAUACAGAAUUUUCUUUUCCUCCGGGUAUUAUCUUUGGUAGUAGCGGGAAAGUUUGUUUUUCUAUUGGAGCAUAUGAGAUUACAACAAUUAAUGAAACAGUUACCCCUGUAACUACACCUGUAACUACAACUACAGUAAUAGUAACCACUAAUUCUGUGACAGAAACUGCACUUGUUGACAAUCCUCGAACAAUUAUCGGUUUCAGUAUUCCCUUAGCAGUAUUAAGCAUACUGUUACUAGUAGUUUUGUAUUAUAAAUAUAAGAAGAAAAAUGCCCCGCUCAGAAUACCAGGUAGUCAACCGGCCCAAAUGAUUUAA
Molecule: messenger RNA, 723 nt
Organism: Entrophospora candida
Lineage: Eukaryota; Fungi; Glomeromycota; Glomeromycetes; Entrophosporales; Entrophosporaceae
Source: the annotation of a GenBank genome assembly